Molecule: messenger RNA, 3867 nt
Organism: Chaetomium strumarium
Lineage: Eukaryota; Fungi; Ascomycota; Sordariomycetes; Sordariales; Chaetomiaceae
Exons: 4
Coding region: 410-3691 (1093 amino acids)
Biological process (GO): intracellular protein transport; autophagy; vesicle-mediated transport
Cellular component (GO): cytoplasm; fungal-type vacuole membrane
Source: RefSeq, a predicted model, not a curated record
GAUGCACCGUUGGCGUUUUUCUGCACCUCGCCGUUGGACUCGAUGCGGACAGUGUCUGUGUAGUAUAGUCACCACAUUGCAAUGAAGACCAUGUAAACACCGCGGAUUUCGUUCAGCCGUUGAAGACUCCAACCGCUUCGGAUUCGCAGUUGAACUCUGCGGAGCAGCCACAUACCCUAACCCGAACCAGCCAGCUGCCUUGCACGGGGACGCCAAUGCCGUCAUCCCCCGAUGCGCCAAGGAGGCAAGCUGCCGACCCUGAAUAACCACCUCCAAGCUACUAAUACGUCCAACAUACUGAGACCGUGCAUUUCUCUCUCGCCGAACUUGCACGUUCACGGUUCACAGCCAUAUCUGAUGUACCAACAACCGCGCUGAGCGCACGAAACCCGACGAGCUGGCGACCGCCAUGCUCUCCGCAUUCACAGCUCGACCCAUCAUCGAGCUCAAGCAACGGGACAAGUCCAAGAUCGAGUCUAUCCUCGCCUAUGGUGAUCGUGUUCUCGUCGGCCUCAACACUGGCUCCCUGCGCAUCUACCGAGUCAACGACCCUCCUGCUGGGCCCGACGCGACAGCCGACAACGGCAUCUCCUCCGUUCCGCCUGAUACCGAGGAUGCAACCUCUGCGCCUCCAGCCUCCCAGAAUGGACAGAAAGCGCCAAACUCACAGGCAGGCAAGCCAACAGACCUCCUCCGCGAGGUAGAGAAAUUCUCGACACGUGCUAUCGAGCGGCUCGCCAGAAUUAAAGAGGCCAACAUCCUCGUGUCCCUCUCGAACUAUGCCGUGUCUCUGCACGACCUCCAAACCUUCGAGCCCAUCGAAGCACCUAUUGCCCGCACCAAGAAUGCCUCCACUUUCGCCGUGACCAGCAACAUUGUCAAGGACCCGGCCACGGGCAUUCCCGAGAUUAUCUCCAGGCUAGCUGUGUCCGUCAAGCGCCGCCUCCUUCUCUGGUCGUGGCACGAGAGUGAACUGUCACCGGAUGUCACCGAGAUUGUUCUUGCCGAGUCGAUCCGGUCCAUUACCUGGGCCAAUGCAACAAGGGUUGUUUGUGGCAUCAACAGCGGCUAUGUCAUGGUUGAUAUCGAGACCGGAAAUACCGAGGAUAUUGUCUGGCCCGGCGCCAUCGGUGGUGUGGCAGGUGGACAAGGGCGCUUUGGAGCCGUCAGCGCUGCCGGGAUGGGAUACAUGGGUCUGGGCAGCUACAUGCCGAAGCCGCUUGCAGCAAAGCUUGCUGAUGGUGAGCUGCUGCUCGCCAAAGAUACCAACUCCUUGUUCAUCAAUGACCAGGGAAAGGCUACUGAGAAACGUCAGAUUCCCUGGCAGGCAGCGCCCGAGGAGAUUGGGUACAGCUACCCAUACAUACUAGCGCUGCAGUCUCCAGCAAAGGGGAGUCUAGAAGUCCGAAACCCCGACACCCUCAGCCUGUUACAGACUAUUAGCCUUCCUGGGGCCUCCUCGCUGCAUGUCCCGCCUCCCACCGGCAGUCUCGCACACGCCGGGAAGGGCUUCCAUGUCGUAAGCGAAAGGGUGGUGUGGAAGAUGGACGCCACGAACUAUGACUCUCAGGUCGAUGAGCUGGUCGGUAGUGGUAGGCUCGAUGAAGCAAUCAGUGUCUUGGGUAUGCUCGAAGAUGCUUUGCUCAAGAACAAAACAGAAACAUUGCGUGAGAUCAAGAUGCAAAAGGCGGAGGUCCUAUUUCGCCAAAAGAAGUACCGCGAAUCAAUGGACCUGUUCAAUGAGGACGAAGUCAACGCCCCGCCGGAAAGGGUGCUGCGGCUCUUUCCCAAAAUCAUCGCCGGCGAUCUGUCAGCGGUCGAGGACGAAAGGCAAGAUGAAUCGGAGCAGGAGAGCUUCGACGGGAAGGCGAACGGGGAGCAGGAGGCAAAGCAAGACGUCGUCGAUGUUUCCUCGCCUAUCAAGGCCGGGGGGUUCGCCAAGUAUCUCAUGGGUGGCAACCGGAAACAUAACCCCGAAACAUCCUCGAUCGCCUCGUCCAAGAGGGGUUCUGACGACGAGGCAGCAAGCAUCAAGGCAAAAGCCCAGGACGAACAAAGUCAACGGGAAAAGGACCUAAUGGCCUCCGUUCUGGAACUGAACAGCUACCUUGCCGGCGCCAGAGCACGACUCCAGCGAGUCAUCGACCCAGCGACGGGCAAGCUGAAGCCGCGCAAAUCGCACAGCGGCUCGGCUGAAGAUGCGUUCAAGAGCUUGAUGCUGUCCUCCCCGGACGAAAGCGACGAGCAGCUCGAAAGGGAGCUGCAGAACACGUUCAAGCUCGUCGACACCACCCUAUUCCGCGCCUUCAUGUACUCACGUCCAACACUAGCAAGCUCGCUGUUUCGCAUUCCCAACUUCUGCGACCCUGACGUGGUCAACGAGCGGCUCGUCGAGCAAAACCGCUUCAACGAGCUGGUCGACUUCUUUUACGGCAAGAAGCUCCAUCGCGAGGCGCUCAGCCUGCUGCGCAAAUUCGGCUCGCCGGAUGAACCCGACGAGGCGGCGCCGACCUUGCACGGCCCGCAGAGGACGGUCAUGUAUCUGCAGGGCUUGCCACCCGACAUGAUUGACGUUAUCCUCGAGUUCUCAGAGUGGACGCUAAGGAAGGAUCCCGAGCUUGGGAUGGAGGUGUUCCUUGCGGACUCGGAAAAUGCAGAGACGCUGCCGAGGGACGAGGUCAUCGCCUUCCUUGAUGGGAUUGACAUUGGACUCGAGAUUCGGUACCUGGAGCACAUCAUCAACGAGCUGAAUGACAUGACGCCCGACUUUCACAACCGACUGGUUGAGUUGUUUAUCAGGCAGCUGAUGGGGAAAGAAAAUGGAGACGAAUGGGAUGCUCUCAUGGAGCGACUGGUGCGCUUCUUGAGGGAAAGCAAGCAGUACAGCCUCGGCAAGGCGCGCGGCCUGAUCCCAAGGAAUGACCCGCGCUUCUACGAAGCACAGGCCGUUGUGCUCAGCAACAUGGGCCAGCACAGACAGGCACUGAUGAUUUAUGUCUUCAACAUGAAAGACUACGCCAAGGCCGAAGAUUACUGCAAUCGUAUCCACAAGACCCAAGACGCCCAGUGUCACACAACCGAUGGCAUUGCCCCUUCUACCACAAAAGACGAAGCCCAACCAACUAGCACCGAAAAGCCGUCCAUCUACCACACGCUGCUCUCCCUCUACCUGACCCCGCCGCCAGAAUACUCCCCCGAGCUCGAGCCAGCCCUCGACCUUCUCUCGAAACACGGCUCCCGCCUCCCUGCGGCCUCAACCCUCUCUCUCGUCCCAGACACCCUCCCCGUGGCUCAGCUUGAGUCCUACUUCCGCGGCCGCAUGCGCAGCGCCAAUAGCGCGGUGAACGAGACCCGCGUGCUAGCGGGCCUGAGGAAGACGGCGCUCUUCACCAGCCAGUCGCUGCUCUACCUAGGAGACGGAAUUCCCGGCGGACAAGGAGGGAGGAAUAGACGGGUGCUGAUUGGUGAGGAGGAGGUAUGCGGUGUGUGCCACAAGCGGAUCGGCGGUAGUGUUGUCGCCGUGCUGCCGGAUAAUGCGGUGGUCCAUUAUGGGUGCUUGGGCAGGUCGGCUGCUGGUACUGGGAUGGGUGCCGGGUUGAGAUCGUUGUCGCCUGGAGAUAGCAGGACUGCGAGCAUGAGAUCAGGGUCGGCGGGGCUUUCAGCUGGUUCGUGGGGGAGGGUAGGCGGGUGACCAGGGGGAUUAAUGCUGGGUAUGGAAGUUAGGACCGACAGGUUGGGCGUAGGUAUGGCGCUUCUGAUAUCGUGUCAUAUCUUGAUCGGCUAGUCUGUAUUGCGAGCGCCUUCUCCGGUCCAGUUAACCUGAGGGCUCGACUUCGAUCAUGGCAAGCUUGUCUACACCGAGACAAC